AUGGACGCCUCGACACGGCUAUACAAAAGACUGGGAGAGAUACCCGAGGAUCCUAAUCACCCGGAUAGUCUGGACGACCUUAUUGUCUGCGCGUUUGGUGCGUUCGAGCGAUACUAUCUUUGUUGGAAAACAAAGGGGGGAGAGUACAAACAAGACGGCUAUGAACUUCCACCUGCAUUGAAAGACUGGCUGUAUCCGAGUGAUGGUACGACACGCGAUUUCGACUCCCUCCAAGUGGUUUUUGGUCGUGGUGAAGAGUACUUUGCGUCUGAUAAGAAUGGAAAGCUGGAAUACAAAGAGCCGGAAGUUAGGAAACUAGCGCUAGCAGACGAUGAAGAGAAGCAUGAUAAGCAAGCGCUGAGGAGGUCAAGAACGGUGUCGUUCUUGCGGCCAUUGUCCGAAACAAGCGUGCGAUCCGACAGUGUUAUGAGCGAGACGAGGCGGAGUAACAGAUCGAGUUCGAUAAGUUCGCAGCGAACGAGCCGGCCGCCCAGUCUAACCUACACCAAUUCAAGGACGAACUCGGAAAUAUCGUUACUAGGAGAUACAAUCAUAGAGGGGCAAACUAGCCAGCCAGUGCGCCCUUCCUAUCUUUCACAAUGGAGUGCCAUGGCUCCCAACGUCAAAGGAGAGGAACACGAGCUAUCACCCAAGAACCGAACAGGUCAGCAACUUGAGUCGAAUCUCGGAAAAGUGCAGGAACACACACGAACAGACUCCCUCGUCACACCUACAAUGCCACCUCAACCGCAACCCACAUCAACGACGAACACCAGAUCACAACCGACUACAACUACCACACUAGCCCCCUCACACUGCACAUGCGGCUGCCACCACUCCCAACCCGCCUCCUCACCCCCCAAACCCACCUACGCAAACGCAACAACGCAAACCUCGCCACCCCCCUCCCCCCACCGUAACCCCCCCAGCCUCACCAUCGACCCCACACCACCCUACUGGCAAACGCAACCCGCCUACCCACCCGACGAAUACUACUACGAAGAAGACGACUACGCCGCUCCCCCCGUCCUCAUGGGCCGCAUGUCGUCCUACUUCAACAAACCCGGGUACCAACUCGGCGAUAGCCUGUUCAGUGGCUACCAGCCGAUCAAUUGGGGUCAACCCGUUACGAAUGCCGUGGAGACGUAUGUGUACCAGGAUAGUUUUGGGGAUGAGGCUUUGCGGUAG
Bipolaris oryzae ATCC 44560 is the source of this 1188-nucleotide messenger RNA. RefSeq lists its product as uncharacterized. The record is from RefSeq and is a predicted model, not a curated record. The coding region runs from base 1 to 1188 and encodes 395 amino acids. The transcript is spliced from 2 exons. Lineage: Eukaryota; Fungi; Ascomycota; Dothideomycetes; Pleosporales; Pleosporaceae.